Malassezia japonica is the source of this 594-nucleotide messenger RNA. RefSeq lists its product as uncharacterized. Lineage: Eukaryota; Fungi; Basidiomycota; Malasseziomycetes; Malasseziales; Malasseziaceae. The record is from RefSeq and is a predicted model, not a curated record. Bases 1 to 594 code for a protein of 197 amino acids. The transcript is spliced from 2 exons.
AUGUCGUCGCUGUCGCUCUCACUCCCCCUGUUACAGACGCGCGACCUUCAUGCGCUUCUCUCCCCUGCGACGCUCGGCGACGAAAGCGCGUACAAAAUCAAGUGGCGCGACGAUACCUGUGCCUAUGUCAUCUUCCAGGACGCGAGCCUGGCGAAGCGCGCAUACCUGCAGCUGCUCUGUGCACCUCCGCCCCUGAUGCAGCAGGACCCCUCGGCAAACGCACCAAAGACAUGUGCACGCCUCACCAGCACGUCGUACGCAGCCGUCCGGCCGUGCACUGGCCCCGAGGCGGCGUCGCUGCUGGGCAGCGGCGCCGCGCCGCAUGCGCCCGGUGCGCAGUCCAGCCGCGUCCGCGCAUCCUGGGGCGAUCCCCCUCCGAUCGGCUCGCGCCACUUUUCGCACGAGCGGCCGCACCGGCGUGUGCCGAGCAACGCGCCGCUGCCGAACAAGCCGAUCGGCAGCCUGGACGCAAGCGCACUCGCACGCACGCCCGCACUUCCGGAUGUAUCAGGACGGUCUCCGUCCGGCCACACUCGAUUCCCGUCUAGCGGGAUGGUGGCGCAUGACACGACCAGCGCACUGCGCAUGAUGUAG